AUGGCUGCCCUUGCAUCCGGCGAGCUUGAUUGGAGCAAGAUUACUCUCGAGCCCACAACGACUCCCAUACCAACUGCAACUGGCAGCCUGGACCUGUCCGGCAUCAUCCUUGACGGUCCAGGCACCACGUCAGCCGCAGUUGGCAUCGACUUGUCAGGCUACACCCUCGAGCCGCCGGAGAGUGAUACUCCUGCCGCAGGAGUCCUGCGGCCGCAGAUCUGGACUGGUCCAGUGUCAGCCCCGAGGGAACGACAAGUCCGACAACUAUGGCUCCUGAGUCAGAGUAAGAGUGGAUGCCCUCGCUUCGCCUUCAUUUGUCUUAUCCUCAGAGCUGCGGAGAAUGUCGAAGAUCUCCCAACGGGCAAUGCCUGUAUGGCUAGCGCAGGGUGGCCAGCAGAGCUAGUUGGGGUUCUCAUCGCGAUCAGCCUACUUGGGUUGAUCGCAAACUGCGUGCAACUCCACCUCCUAAAGAAGGUCAUGAACAGGACGCUGGUUGGGGAGGAGGGCGACAUCGAGAUGGGAGACAGGUAG
Molecule: messenger RNA, 531 nt
Organism: Perkinsus marinus ATCC 50983
Lineage: Eukaryota; Perkinsozoa; Perkinsida; Perkinsidae
Exons: 1
Coding region: 1-531 (176 amino acids)
Source: RefSeq, a predicted model, not a curated record